UUGACCUUCCAGUUUGUGUUUGAAAGUGAAAUAAUGCAGAUCGUUUCAUUCUUCCUUGUGAUUUCUGGCGUUUUCUGUGUUAACAACGCCUUGUAUUACGAUUUAUCAUGGGGAUUUGACAAUAAUACAAUUUAUUGGCCUAAUGCAAAAACAUUCAACUUCACAAAAAAAUUAGCAGGAUAUAAUAAGAAAUUUUGGUAUUCGGCAAAUGAAUUUGAGGCGGGAGAACAUGGAGGAACACAUUUUGAUGCCCCGUAUCAUUUCAACAAGGAUGGCUGGAAAGUUGGUGAACUACCAUUCACCAGACUAAUUUCCAAAGGUGCUCUGGUCGACGUAAGUCAAUUAGUACCAGAUACAUUGAACAACUUCGAACUCCUCCCCAUACAUUUGGAGGACUGGGAACGCAAAAAUGGUCCGUUUGAGAGUGACACAAUUCUCUUGAUAAAAUUCGGCCACUCCAAACAUUGGACAAACCGAGAGAAAUACCUCGGACUUAUUGAAGACAAAUUAAAUUUCCCCGGAAUCUCUGAAUCAGCGGCCCAAUGGAUUGUGAAUCGCAAGAAGUUUUACGGUGUUGGUGUCGAUACUGCCAGUGUUGAUCCGGGAAACAGUACCGACUUCAAGGCGCAUCAAAUUUUCGCCAACGCACAACUGUUCAACAUCGAAAACGCGAAAAUUGUUGAAAAAUUGCCAGAAAAGGGUUUUAAACUGUUCGUAUUGCCUAUGAAGAUCGAGGAGGGAACUGGUGCUCCGCUAAGACUUGUUGCGGAAGUUAAUUGAACUCCUAGUGUAUUAAUAAAUAUAUUCUGUAUUAUUAAA
Aethina tumida (small hive beetle) is the source of this 819-nucleotide messenger RNA. Its product is annotated as kynurenine formamidase-like. Gene Ontology annotation, molecular function: arylformamidase activity. Bases 34 to 780 code for a protein of 248 amino acids. The record is from RefSeq and is a predicted model, not a curated record. The transcript has 3 exons. Lineage: Eukaryota; Metazoa; Arthropoda; Insecta; Coleoptera; Nitidulidae.